This is a messenger RNA of Pecten maximus, 735 nucleotides long. Its product is annotated as fucolectin-like. NCBI's taxonomy places the organism in Eukaryota, Metazoa, Mollusca, Bivalvia, Pectinida, Pectinidae. The transcript has 4 exons. The record is from RefSeq and is a predicted model, not a curated record. Bases 1 to 735 code for a protein of 244 amino acids.
AUGAACAAACAUAACAAUUACAUAGCUACAGUCCACGGCUACUUCUUCAGUCGCGUCAUUUCUAACGUCGCAUUGAACAAGCCAACUACCCAAUCAUCGACCUUAAAUGCUUCCUCUCUUGCUGUGGACGGAUUUGUCGACCCUCCAACCUGUAUGUCAACCUCAGGGACUGGCUAUCAGUGGUGGCAGGUUGAUCUUGGAGCAGUCUACACGAUUACGAACGUUUCGAUUCAGGGCAAUAUUGGUAAACACGACGGAUUGAGAAAUUUUACUGUAGAACUGUCCAAAACGAACACGUCUGACGUGAGAGGCUAUCUACUUAAUGCCAUUUUGUGCUACAACUUUACCCAGUUACAAGUUCCCGAGGAUCACAUCAUCACUUUGCCAUGUCCACGUGACACGAUCGGCCGCUUUCUAAGGAUCUCCAAAAUGGUAGAAAUCCUUGACGACACUUUGACCUUCUGUGAGGUUGUUGUUGAAGUGUCCAGGGAUGAAUGCAAUCUGGCCGACAUAGCAUUAAAUAAGCCGGCGACCCAGUCAUCUGUCGGAUGGGGAGGGGUCGCAGGACGGGCCGUGGACGGGAAUCUAAAUCCAGACUACCACGCAGCUAUGUCCUGUAUGCACACAAGCCUGACGGACGAUAAACCGUGGUGGCAAGUUGACUUAGGAGGUGUUUACAGUAUCAACCAUGUCUCGCUUCAGAAUAUAUUACGUAGUGGUAAGAAAGAGAAUUGA